Molecule: messenger RNA, 528 nt
Organism: Miscanthus lutarioriparius
Lineage: Eukaryota; Viridiplantae; Streptophyta; Magnoliopsida; Poales; Poaceae
Source: the annotation of a GenBank genome assembly
AUGAGGAAGACCUUCUGCUUCGGGGGCAGCCGCUUGGCCAGGAGGAUGUCGGAGCGGGCGCCAAUGGUCGACGGGUGCGUCUUCUGCGACAUCGCCAGCCACGCCCCCACCUCCACCACCGCUCUCCUCUACUCCGUUCCGUACCGCUGUCCCCAUGAUGACAAGGUCGUGGCGUUCCGCGACAUCAACCCGUCGGCGUUCAGGCACUAUCUUGUCAUACCCAUUGAUCAUAUACCAACUGUAAAUAGCCUCCACAAAACCAAAGAUGAUCACCAGUUAGUCAGCCACAUGGUGAAGGUGGGGAAAGACUUGCUCAAUCAAGAUGCUCCCAAUUCUGAGGAACACAGGUUUGGGUUCCAUCAGCCCCCAUUUAAUAGUGUUGAUCACCUUCAUCUUCAUUGCCUGGCACUGCCAUUUAUCCCCAGUUGGAGGCAAGUAAAAUAUACCCCUCUAGGACCUUUAGGGGGGUUUAUAGAAGCUGAAAAGCUAUUGGAAAGAAUAAAACCAGAAGCAGAAGUAUACGGUUAG